AUGAGUGAAAACUAUUCGUUGACUUCGCAAAAUAGCGACAAGUCUUCCACGUCGAAAAUGGUGGAUGAUGAUGAAAGCAUCAUUGAGAAAAUUGAUUACUAUGCAAACAAGGUUAACGUAUUUUUCGCCAUGCAACCAGCUAUUGAAACAUUGAGUAAACUAGUUACCGAAAGGAAGAAUGUCAUUAAAAUGAUUCAAGAAGCGGAAACAAAAAGAAAAGAACAACAAGCAAUUGAACAAUCUAUUCAACAACAGCUACAAGUAACAAAACCUUCUUUGGAAAUUGCUUCGGAUCCGAUGGAUACCUUUGACAUUGGUGGAUGGGAUGAUGUAUUCGAAUGCACCACUUCUCAAAAUAAGGAUUUCAAUCAUCACAAGCCGUCAGUUGUUGAGGUUGAUCACGACACCACGAUGAUGACAAAUCAUUCAACAACAACUUCAAUAACCAAUCCAAAUAACACAACGAAGAAACCAACGGUGACGAUCAAGAAGAAAACUAAUACAAAUCAUUCUGCUAAAACAAAUACAUCCUCAUCUUCUACAUCGUCGCCAGUGCAACCACCAUCACCAUCAAUGUCUGCAUCAUCAUCAUCAGAUAGUGAUCAUAUGUCUUCAGUUAAGCAAGGAAAGCGUAAAAAACUGCGUACCACCAAAUCUAAGUCUGCCUCAGAACACUCUAAGGAAGGUUCGAAAAACGUAGAUCCACUUUUUGAAAACAUGCCUUCUUCAGACGACGACGAAGAAGUACCUACUCAAAAUGCUAGUAUGGAGCUAGAUGCCAUACCCGAACAGAGCACAAAUGCAAUAUUAGAAAGUGCAUUUAAACACGUCAGAGGAAAGUUUGUAAAGCCACCCCAUUAUUUUUAUUAUCCAUCCGAAGAUAAGAAUGAACAGAGAAAACAAAUUUUGUACCCAUCCACACUUGUUAAAAAUUCUUCCAUUCAAAAUGUUGAAACAGCCUACAGACAAACAGAUAACUUGUGUUACCAAGGUAUUCCCUUUUUACCUGCACAGAGUCUAUAUUGUCCAAAGAAGGCGUCACCUGAUAAUUCCACUUCCUCUUCAAAUAUACUUUUAGAUAGCGAUAGUGAAUUGUGUGUACUUCAAAUUGCACGAAUAGAUGCCACAAUUCCUGAAUUUAGAAUUCAAAGAUAUCUUAGAUACGUGGUUAAAGAUGACAUUGAAGAAUUUGAAAAUGAAUAUCAAUUUCAUUUGACUUUACGUCGAAAUAAUGAAGGAGAAGACAUUCCCUUCUCAUCAUACUACAAGCCAUACCUUAAACGAAAGAAAUGUGAUAAAUUAUUAGAAAUGAGUAGCAAAGAGCUAAAGGAUUUGGGGUUACUUCAUGGUGAUUUGAUUCAUUGUCCUUUCACUCCAGCAGAAGUGAAGGUGAUCAAGUACUUGAAGACCAAGAAGUGGUCAAGCAAAAAAAUUUCCAUACUUUUGGAAAAUAGGUGUACCAAUGACGUGAAAAAUUAUCUCGAAGAUAUGGAAUCCAAUGAAGGCCAGCAUGGAGAAGCCCUCACGUAUUACGAAAAUCCAAUGCCAAUUGUUGCUGAAAAGACCAUAUCUGAAUUAAUGGCUUCAAGAGGCAAACAAGUUGGUAAUAUAUCGUUGAAUAAUCUUGAGAAAUUAUCCAAAAUGGAUCGAACCUUUCCAAGUCAUACUCUAUUUACUUUGAAUUUUCAUUAUCGCCAAGCAUGGUUAAACGCUGAGGUCACUAGGAGCCAUUCUCCUCCAUUUUCUGGCCCCAUAGUAGAAAUUGCUUUUAGCAAAACAGGAGAGAAGGUUGCUGCUGUAUCCACUAAUGGAGAGCCAAAUGCUUAUAUGUUUGAUCUCAAACAUGGAAAAAGGUAUCCACUCUCAGGACAUUUGGAUACAGUCACAGAUGUCAAGUUCACCUCAGAUAACUCAAUUGUGACAUCUUCUUUCGAUAAGGCCAUUCGAGUGUUUAAUGCAUCUGACGGAAGGCUCGAAAGGAUCAUUAAAAAGACAGAGACCACAGAUGGCCACGAAGACGAAGUGAGUUUACUAGCUAUUCAUCCUGAAGAGGAACAUCUUGUAGCAUCAUGCUCUGAAAAAGAGAAAUCAUUACGGAUAUGGGAUAUUCGUAAUGGAAACAUGGUUGCUGAUUUGAUGAGUAGAGAAAAAGAAAGGAAUGAAAUUUCUGGAAUUGAAUUCUCAAAGGAUAAUACAUUAUAUGCCAUGAGUAUACAUUCGUUGAAUGAUAAGAAAUGUGGAGACUUGCUCACCUAUGACUUGGUUACUUUCCAAAAUAUUACAAAAUUAGUACAAGGAACAAUGGAAAUGAAACAUUUGCACUUUCUCAUUGCGGUGAUAAGACAUAAUUUAGAGUUUAUUCACAAACAAGGUGCUACAAGAUGUGCAUGGUCUCAUCAGCGUGGUACAUGGCUUCUUGCAACGUGUGGAGAUAAUUAUGCUACUCAUUUGUAUUCAAUUUCAAGUGGAGACCCUCUCUUAAGAUCUUUUGAAGAAAAGAAGAAUCCCCUUGCUGUGGUAGCCAUGUCACCUGACGAUCAAACCAUUUGUUCGGGUGACGAUGGUGGAAUUGUUUACAUGUUCUCAACGAAUCAGUAUGAUAUUUCUCGACAGUAA
Molecule: messenger RNA, 2616 nt
Organism: Naegleria lovaniensis
Lineage: Eukaryota; Heterolobosea; Eutetramitea; Acrasida; Naegleriidae
Exons: 3
Coding region: 1-2616 (871 amino acids)
Molecular function (GO): protein binding
Source: RefSeq, a predicted model, not a curated record